This is a messenger RNA of Neurospora tetraspora, 873 nucleotides long. RefSeq lists its product as uncharacterized. The record is from RefSeq and is a predicted model, not a curated record. Bases 283 to 873 code for a protein of 196 amino acids. Lineage: Eukaryota; Fungi; Ascomycota; Sordariomycetes; Sordariales; Sordariaceae. The transcript has 2 exons.
GUCAUUGUUCGUGGAAAUGCCGUAGUGAGAUUCCGUAUUCGUGAACCGAACCCGAGAUCGAUGGCUGGAGCAAUGCAAUUGAUCCGCGCUUGGGUAUCGGGCGGUAGUUGACCGUCAAGAGCAUGAGGAACCGGUAGAUGAAACGGACUAUAGGAUAUGCAACAAUCUUGAUGAUAUAACUUCAGAGGUUGACUCUGUGCUUUUCUUCACCAUCAACUCAAAACUUCCACCACUAUCAUCCCCUCUGCCCUGUCCACCUACAAGUUUUACCUUUCCUUGAGAAUGUCCACCUCCGGCCCCAUCACCGAGUUCCCCGCUCCCGGCCUUCGGGAUCCCUUCCGCUACAUCACCGGCCACGACGCCGAAGGAAACGCCGUCUUCGUCCAAACCGACAACGGCGACCACCGGGCCGUCAUGCUCGGCGGUGCCGCCGCGCAAAACAUCCUCUACAGCGCUGGCUCCAACCCCAUCGAGCUCACCGGCAACGUCGAUCUCGAGUUCGCCAAGAACAGGCCCUCCCUCCACAUCCCCAACGGCGUCUGCGUCCGCAUGAUCGACUUCGCGCCCGGCUGCAAAUCCAACAUGCACCGGGCCCUCUGCAUGGGCAUCGGCACCGUGUGCGAAGGCGAGGUCGAGCUCACGCUCGGCAGCGGCGAGAAGCGCAUCUUGAGGCCCGGUGAUGUCUCGAUCAACCGCGGCGCGAUGCACCAGUGGCGCAACACGUCGGACGAGAAGCCGGCGAGGAUGCUGUACACGCUGCUGGACAUCAACCCGCUGAUUGUCAAUGGCAAGCAGCUGGACUUUGAUAUGGGGUAUUUGAUGAAAGAGUAUGCGGAGUAUGAUGAGGGGAAGGGGGAUAAGAAGGAUGAGUAG